GAAAAUUACUACUGUAAAUACUGAUUCAUUAUCUUGUCCAAUAAUGUCGUCAUAGUUUUCAAGUCAUAGUCUCAAUGUUUUUGUUAGUCUAUACAAUAUUUAUCAAUUAAAAUCACUUUCUUUAAUUCGGUUACCAUUUUUAACUAUAUGUAAAUUUCAUCGACACUGCAGAAUCUUUAACACAUUGUCACAUUUACACGUCAUUAAUAUUUUUAGCUUGGUUACGUUAUUGGCAAUAUGUUCAAAUCCAAUUUCGAAAAAUUACUUGAUAAAGUGACUAGUAACUUACUACUAGAACCUGAUUGGCCAUCAACAUUAGAAAUAUGUGAUUCUAUCAGACAGAAAGAUGUGCAGCCUAAAUUUGCUCUCAAUGCUAUAAAGAAAAAACUAUUAAGUUCAAAUCCUCAUACUGCUAUGUAUAGCUUACUGGUAUUGGAAUGUUGUGUUAAAAAUUGUGGUCAACUUAUACAUGAUGAAGUAGGAUCCAAGCCUUUUAUGGAACAAAUGAGAGAAACUAUUAAAACUACUCCACAUGAAAAUGUCAAGAAUAAAAUUUUAGAACUACUGCAAACAUGGGCAUUUGCUUUUCGAGCAGUUCCUAAAUAUUGUGCUGUUCAAGAUACUGUUAAUAUCAUGAAAGCAGAAGGCUAUACUUUUCCUGCCUUGAAAGAAAGUGAUGCAAUGUUUAGUUCUGAUGUUGCUCCAGGAUGGGAAGAUUCUGAUUGUUGUCAUAGAUGUCGUGUUAAAUUUGGAAUGGUGCAGCGUAAGCAUCAUUGCCGAGCUUGUGGACAAGUUUUCUGUGCACAAUGCUCAUCUCGAUCUUGCACUUUACCUAAAUUUGGUAUUGAAAAACCGGUUCGUGUUUGUGAAGCUUGUUAUGAAAAAUCUAAUAAAUCCCAUUCAACCAAAGGAUUAGAUGAUCUCCCAAUCGAAUAUCUUACAAGUUCUUUAGCUCAACAAAAUCAGGUACCAACUAAUAGAAAAACAGAAGAAGAACUCAGAGAAGAUGAAGAAUUACAAUUAGCUUUGGCACUUUCUCAAUCUGAAGCAGAACAACAGAAAGUGCCAUACAUAAGUUCAGUUUUAAAUCAAGCUUCUCGCUUAUACUCAUCACCACCAGUAAAAGAAGAAAAAACAGAAGUUGAAGAAGAUCCUGAAAUGGCUCGUUAUUUGAAUCGUUCUUAUUGGGAAAAUCGAACUGAAAAACAAUCAAAAACUUCACAAUUUAAUAAUUAUUCAGCAGCUAAUACAAUAUCCAACACAGCUAUUAAAAAUGAUCAGUGUGAUGAUGCUGAAGAAAUGGAAGCUUUCAUAACAUCUGUGAAAUCACAAUUAGAAAUUUUUGUAAAUCGUAUAAAAUCAAAUUUGAGUAGAGGUAGAACGGUUAUUAAUGGUGGUUCAUUAGAUACAUUUUAUUCCAAAAUUACACCUAUGCACCAAAAAUUAUUACAAUAUAUUCAACAGCAGGAUGAAAAGAGAUUGUAUUAUGAAAGAUUGCAAGAUAAAAUGGUUCAAGUUAAAGAUACUAGAGCAGCAUUAGAUGCUAUGAGAGAAGAUCAUAAAGCUGCUUUACAGCAAGAAGCUGCUUUUGCAGAACAACAAAAGCAAUUACAAUUAGCAAUGAAAUUGGAUAUAUUAAGACAGAGAAAACAGCAGUAUCAACAAUAUCAACAUCAAAUGACACUUGCACAAGUUCAACAACAAGAACAAGAAAUGGCUAUGCGAAUGGAGCAUCAACGUCAAAAUUAUCUUACAACAAAUAUGUAUGGGCCUAGUUCAUUACCAAGUAUACCAACAGCACCAACAUCAUACAUGCCACCUGGCCCUAACUCAGUGAUAACUUCUCAACUACAAGAAAAUAAUGUGAGAUAUCAGCAAUCUACAGAGCCUACUCAAUUUCAACAUGUAUCUCAAUCGCAAAUUUUCAACGGAAGACACAUGAUACCACCAAAUCCUAGUGUAGCUCCAAUUAGUCAGCCUGUUAGUUUGCCAUCUAAUGAACCUAAUAAUUUAGGGCAAACUAAUCCAAAUAUUUCUCAACCUAUAUACCAGCAACAGAUGUCAUCAAUGACAAAUGUCAUCAAUUCGGGUAUCCCUAUUAGUCAACCAAUUAGCUCAGUACAACAACAACAACUUUCUGGUGUUGGCUCUACACAACCAAUGAUACCAGGCCAUCAUCAAGCUCCUAUGCCUCAUUUAGGACAACAACGUCCAAUGACUGUUGGACAACCAAUGAUACCAAGUCAACAUCAGCAACCAAUGAUUGGACAGAUACCACCUAUGUCUUAUGGAACACCACUACAUAUGGGACCUUAUGGACCUCAGCAUAUACCUAGUCAACAAAUCAAUCCACAGCCUUCUGCUCCCAAUCAAUUAGAACAACCUGCAGUUGCUGAAUUGAUAAGUUUUGAUUAGUUAAAUAAACAACAUUCCAAGUAUACAUUUUAUCACAUAAUAUAUUUAUUAAAACUUAACGUUAUUUUAAUUUUGUGGGUAUUUUAUUAAAUUGUUUAUUAUUUACAAAAUAUAAAUAUUAUAUAAAUUUUAAUAUAUAAAUAGUGCUUUAAAUAAAUAA
This is a messenger RNA of Daktulosphaira vitifoliae (grape phylloxera), 2575 nucleotides long. It is a transcript of the gene Hrs, whose product is annotated as hepatocyte growth factor-regulated tyrosine kinase substrate. The coding region runs from base 238 to 2415 and encodes 725 amino acids. Gene Ontology annotation, molecular function: metal ion binding; ubiquitin binding; phosphatidylinositol binding. The transcript has 15 exons. The record is from RefSeq and is a predicted model, not a curated record. Lineage: Eukaryota; Metazoa; Arthropoda; Insecta; Hemiptera; Phylloxeridae.